CAUCUAUACAUAUAUUUCCCCUUCCGCUCUUUUCCAUAAGCUUUUCAUAUAUCAACCACGGGAAGAAGAGCUAAUUUUCUCGAACGUAUGUCUUGUCUCUAUUGUUCGACUUCAUAGCCUAUCACGUGACUGUAUAAGAAGGAGAAUUUAGGGACCAACGCUGACGGUGAAGCAACUCAGACUGAUGAUACCCCAAGCCAACUUCGAAUAUAGAAUUUAUCGCUACUCUUAUGAACCUUUCCUAAACUGCAUCACAUGGACACUAAUCCACACCGUUUACUACACAUAGUUCUUCUUUAUAGCGUUGUCUUCUCUUCACCACUCAUUCGGCGAUAUAAUACUAGCAACACAUGGGGCUUGUUACUACAGAUAGGCUGGCUAUACAUCCCAGGAGACUGUCUUCAGGGCGAGGGACACGAGAUGGCUAGAUAUGAUUAUUCCCCAGAAUGGGAGGACGAGCUUGAGGGUAACAUCGACUUUGAUCUUUACGAUGGAAUGAAUGACGAAAUGCAGCGCAUCGUGGACAUGGUUGGCGAUAACGCCACUCUAGCUCAUGAUUUAAUAUCACAAGCGAUACAAAAUAAGAAAGACCAAGGCCUUAUACACAAUUCGACGUAUUCUCAUGGCAUAUUUCGCGAAUCUAUGCUCGCUUACCAGGCCCCUCGGAAAAUCAGCGUGGAUGAAGUGCGGAAGUAUGCAGAGCCGAUGGUUGCCCACAUCUGGAAUAACUUCUAUGAGCUCCAGCAUCUUGUCGAACGCUAUGAAGCGCAUAUUCAGGAGCGGUGGGAGGCGAAGUCCGAAGAAGAGAGACGAGAUGUAUUAAAUAGAGCUUGGGGUUUAUCGCCGCCGAUGGCCCCUGAGCACCGGCCUGACUUGACGCAUUUCAAACAUCAGUGCACUGGGCUUGUAUGCAACGAAAGCAAUAACACGAACGUAUCGAAACGACCCCAUUUCUUGUGGCCUAAUAUCAACCUGGAGGAUCUCUGCAAGACAGAGCCACUUAUAUUCUUGCUCAACGCCCGCGGCAGGAAUCCGCCGUCGACUUUCGCCUUCGCCGAGCUCGAACCACUCGUAUUUGGCAUCAGGUCCGGUUCUUUGCGCGUGCCUCCUUUCUUAGAUGGAUGGAACAUGCGAUUCUUGGGUAAGGAUAGUCCCGGUAGCUACGGAGAGCUGGUCUCUUGGGAAGAUGAUCCUGAUGCGCAUCACCGGCUACUUCGCUGUCGUGAUGUGAGCCCUGGUGAAGGACUCUGGAUCCUCGAAAUACAGGACCGCCUGUAUAAAUUCUUGCUUGAGACUUGCAAGGCUAUUCUCCACGACUUUGAAUUGCAAGACAAGCAGGGUCGGCCCGAGCCGAAGCCCCCUAUCUCUAUCGAUAAGUACAAAGGAGACAUCGCUACUUCUCGGUUAUUCUCUCGGUACAAGUCGAUCUAUCACGUACCCGAGGAAUUUGAUAUUAAACGACUUCAGAGCAUAGUUAGUGCCAAGUUAUCUCAAGCGGAAGAUACCUUGUGGGCACUACGAGAAGAUCCUGGGUUUUUCGCCCAUAGCCUCUUGGAACUGUAUUCGCAUCGUCCCGAGCAUAUGCUCGACGUCAACGGCAAUGUCUAUCCAUCCGUAGCGACCGAACAUGGCCGUGAGGAAGUACUGAUCUCCACUGUCCGCUCUAUGUUGAGUUACUACGUGCCCAUCGUCGAAACCUGGGGCUCCGUAUACGAACUGGUUAAUCGCCUCGCCUCUUUGAAAGAAGGGCUCUUUGAUAGAGUUAGGGCCGACGAAAGACCAGAAGAUGACCUACCUCUUGACCUAGAAGUAGCAUUCCGCUCGUUGCGACACCAUCUCGACCAUUUUCUCGAUGAACACCUCCCCGCAGUCAAUAGGUGGGCACGGUGGUCACCGCCCAUCCAGCCUCUCUACCGACCGAAUGUGCCAGAAACUCCCGACGCGAAGAUGACCGUCACAACUGGUAAUACGCCGCCGAACCCCCUAGAAGCGGUUUAUCUCUGGGUGCUGUACAUGAUGGCCGACCCCCACAACCUGAAAAAUAUUGGGAUCAACUCGUGCAUCCAAGAGAUAGAGCGUAUCGCCCACGAGCCGGAAGGUCGGAAGUUCUUUACUUCCUUUGUCGCAGAACAAUUUUCUGGCAUUUUCGUCAUGGCGGAGUGUGUACGUCAAAUAGGACUCUUCCAACCGUGGGCAGCCGCUUUCGAGACCCGGAUAGAGGAUAAGAAAGCGCGGAAGCAAAUAUCCGAAGAGUUCAAGCGUACUGCUGAGGUCUUAGGUCCCCUGUGUAAGCUCGAACUGCCCGGUAAUGCUGGAAAGCUCGGUGCUGAGCUGACGCGGAUGAAAUAUCCCGUCGACGAACCUCUUAAUAAGACUAACGUCGAGGCUAUGCAAGCCGCCGAGAAAACUCUGGAUAUCUUCUGGGACGAGGUAAUAGGCCAACUCCGGAAAGCUGGGCUCUGGAAUGGACGCGUGAGAAAUGUCCUCGGCAAGACUCCCAAGCGGACAGGUUCAUGGGGAGGGUCGUCUAAUACCACCCCAUCCGGCAAUACCGUAGGAAAUAUUCCCAAACGAAUACAACAAGUACUUGGCAGUCCGGCCGACGAUAUUGGCGGCCACACCCCGCUGAAUACACAAGAGCAAGAACAAAAGAACGAGCCGCCACCGUAUAAACCUGACGAGCGCGCACGAAAGACUUUCGCCGCGCUCUUCCACGAACCCUCCGCCGCCGGGCCCGGGUCUCCCAAGAUUCCGUGGAAGGACUUCCUCUACGCCAUGCACCGCGUCGGAUUUGAAAUCGAAGAACUCGGCGGGUCGAAUUGGCAUUUCAGCCCUGGGCACUUACUUCCAGACCAAGGCCACGAACACGCGCGGGCUAUACAGUUCCACGAGCCGGGCCCCGGGGCGGAUAUAACGUCUCUCGUGGCGAGGAUGUAUAGUAGGCGACUGGCUGGAACGUACGGGUGGCGUGCUGAGAGGUUUGCUGAGGCGAGCGGUGGGGAGUUGUAGUGUUAGGUGCCUACCUACAUAUACCUGAUGUUCGGAAAGGGUUAGGUUAGGUACCUAUUUACACAAGUUUGAAUUAUCAUGUUUCUAGAAUGUAGAAAAUUUAGUUAUUCUAUUUGGAAGUUGUCUCCUGUAAGAAUGCCACUCAUCGUAAAUAUUUGAAGAAUAACCAACUCCUUAUUAUCAAGCAUUAACCACCCCGAUCAGCAACCUGGCAGAUACCUGAUAUAGGGGAUAUCGCAAUGACCGCCAUGUGAGAGCUAUAUAGUAUGCGUUUAUCGUAGCGGUGCAUACCUACUAUCGAGUUAUAAUGUUUCUUGAAUCGACAAUUAUAAUUGAUAGGUAUAACUCAGGUAUUCUCGCAUGAGAAAUAUAUGAUGACACGUUACGUUGACUAAGGUAUUCGGAGUAAUUGCUACGAUGCUUGGCUCGUGAACGUUGUGAGUCG
Daldinia caldariorum is the source of this 3454-nucleotide messenger RNA. RefSeq lists its product as uncharacterized. The record is from RefSeq and is a predicted model, not a curated record. NCBI's taxonomy places the organism in Eukaryota, Fungi, Ascomycota, Sordariomycetes, Xylariales, Hypoxylaceae. The transcript has a single exon. Bases 256 to 3009 code for a protein of 917 amino acids.